Messenger RNA from Oncorhynchus nerka (sockeye salmon), 2559 nucleotides. RefSeq names its product CD9 antigen-like. The transcript has 8 exons. Gene Ontology annotation, cellular component: plasma membrane. Lineage: Eukaryota; Metazoa; Chordata; Actinopteri; Salmoniformes; Salmonidae. The coding region runs from base 609 to 1292 and encodes 227 amino acids. The record is from RefSeq and is a predicted model, not a curated record.
CACCAGUAUCAGUGCUCGCUGUCCAUUCAUCCGUUUGUUAAUUUAGCCUAUGUUGUCUAUUUAUUUAUAAAACUAGAUUAUCUAUUUCAUUACUAUCACGCGCUCUGUCGUUGUCUAGAGAGAUUACGCUAUUUCAUUGCCUAUACAUUACGUAAUGCAACGGUGGCUGGGGAAUCCCAAUACUGAUUGAUAUUAAAUAGGCUACAGAAUGUUCAUACAUUCAAGCAUAGAGUUUUCAACUUCUUCUGUUAAUAGCCGAAUCUGUUCAUAAUAUAGUUUACGUCUGUCAUAUUAUGUGGCUUUUUAAAUACAGGUUGUGGUGUUACGUUAAAUGAAGAAACGAUAGAGUGAGAGACAUUCAGAGAAAGAACAGGACACGACAGACCGACAGCCGUUUGGUCUCGCUCUGGGGGUCGACCGCUACACGUGCACGAGAAGCGGCAGAGCAGCGGCAGAGAAAGAGUGAGCGGAGAACGGAUUCCUCUUUGUGUACUCCAUAAUUAUUAUUAGUAGGCUAGUAAUCCUACAAUUGUCGUUUGGUGGGUUCGUCAUUAAUAACAGUUUAAACUAUAGGGAGAGUAGAGGAGAACUGUGCCACUGUAGUCGCUAUGGCCGCUCUAUCAGGAGGAGAAAUGUGCGUCAAAUACCUGAUGUUCGCUUUCAACCUCAUCUUCUGGCUUGCAGGUACAGGAGUGCUGGCUAUAGGGUUGUGGUUGAGGUUUGACCCAAAGACCAGAGGACUGUUUGAAGGAACAGAAUCUCCCUAUGUCUUCUUCACAGGUGUGUAUAUCCUGAUAAUAGCAGGGUUGUUGAUGAUGGUGGUGGGGUUCCUGGGAUGCUGUGGUGCGAUUCAGGAGUCUCCCUGUAUGCUGGGGCUGUUCUUCUUCUUCCUCCUCAUCAUAUUUGCCAUUGAGGUCGCCGCUGGAAUCUGGUGUUUUUCCAACCAAAGCAAGGUGGUUGAUGACAUCACUCAAUUCUACAUGGAGACAUAUCAGAACUACCAGAACACUCGACAGGACACACUGAGGGAGACACUCCGUCUCAUACAGACUGGGUUGGACUGCUGUGGUACAGGUUCCGUUGUGGACUCUGCCAAAGACACCUGUCCCCCAAGAGACGGGCUGGAUAGCCUCAUCACCAAGAGCUGUCCUGAUGCUAUAGAUGAAUUGUUUGACUCCAAGCUGCACAUCAUAGGAGGAGUGGGCAUCGCCACUGGAGUUAUCAUGAUGUUUGGGAUGAUCUUCAGCAUGCUGCUCUGCUGUGCCAUCAGGAAGUCACGAGAGAUUGUCUGAGGAUGUCAUCGUUACCAUGACGGUGGCCGUUAAUGUUGCAUGAUGUCAUUCCUAGUCACAUGAAUUCUGUCAACCAAUAGAGAGGCUGUGUGUUGAGAACGGUCGGCCUGAGCGCUAGCAGCCGUUCAGGUCCACUGGCCAACCAACUCCCAUUUAGUUAGAGCCGCUAACCUCUGUAACAAGGAUCUGCUACACCUGGUUCACCUGGCAUUAAGUGCGCAAGCAUUGCAAAAUAAAUAUAAACAUGCAUGUUAUUCAGUAAUUUCAUCCAAACUGGUUGCACGUAUCAACUGGCGUCUGUGUAUCCAGGCACUAAAAUAGAACUUGGUUCUAUUUUAGAUGCUUGAUGCUGCAAGAUCCGCCUCUCCCAUCUAUUCAUUAGUUUUUACGAGCAUACUAACCCACGUGGGUGAUUGACAGAUGAGGUCCACACUCCAGUCCAGUUGGUGGCAGUAAUGCACAUUGAAGUUGGUUGCCAACCACAAUAUAAAAUCCACAGAAGAAGAAGGACUAUGAAUGAGGAGAGAUUAAUCAAAGAAAACUAACUAAGAACUAACUAGGUUUUCCUUUAUAUGAGUGGAUUAAUUGUCGAAGUAGAGAACACACGACUUUGUAUGACUCAAAAUGGGUAAAAAUUCUACAAAGAUCCAGCUAAUAAAAAUACCAUAUGCAUUUCAGAAACAGCAAUCUAGCUAAAUGUCUAUGAAUGUUUCAUGUGUGUUUCGACAUGUCCCAUAAUUACUAUAGUUGGUCGACAGUUGGUUUUGGUAGGGAUAGACAAAAUCAAUGUUGAACCGGUUUGGUCAGCAUGUCAGCAUCACAUCGCCUCACAAAUCACCUUGGCUGUGUUUGCACAAUUCUGAUCUUUUAAUCACUCAUUUGUUUUUUGACCAAUCAGAUCAGCUCUGAAAAAGAUCUAAUGUCAUGAAGUGAUCUAGAUUAGCUAAUCUGCACAGUGCUUUUCUCAGGCUGAUCCUCUUGAACACAGUGAAUCUGCCCAGUGCACAGGUUGACCCUCCUAAACCAUCAUGAUGAUAACAUCAACAACAUGCAUGCCAGUCUUUCCUGGUUGACUACAACUCAUCCUCUCCGUCUCUUUCUCUACCCAAUUUGAAAAUGCCUUGAAGUCUCUGACUGUUUUUAUCUAGGUGAGUUGUUGUCAGUUUUACAGCAUAUCUAGGUCUCUUCUAGAUAAGAAACUUUUAUAACACCCUUGCCAUCUUACACAAAACAAAUUAGCCAAAUAAAAUGUUACAUCUGAUCUUCA